This is a messenger RNA of Didymodactylos carnosus, 543 nucleotides long. Lineage: Eukaryota; Metazoa; Rotifera; Eurotatoria; Philodinida; Philodinidae. The record is from the annotation of a GenBank genome assembly.
AUGAAAGCGGAGACUCUGCUCUUACGAAUGCCAUAUUUGAAACAACGCGGAUGUAGUAUUCUUAGUGAAAUGGAAAAGUUAAAUGAAAAAAUUGACAAUAAAAUGAAUGAAUUAGGAAAAGUAUUUAUGGAUUUUUUACCAGCUAUUACAUCACUAUUUGAAAUGGUAGUAUCAACAGCGUUAUCUCAGUCAAAUGUUAAGGCAGAAAUGAAACAACAGCUGAUAAAUCAGUAUACUGAAAAACUGAAAAUGAUCACUCAACCAAUAUUAGUGAUAUUAAAAUCCUUCGCGGAGCGGAUCCAACGAAGUCCAGAUUUUGGCAAAAAUAACAAUAACGGUACGGGUAUUACAUCUAGUUCAGAUAAAUUUCUACCAAGACCAUCUGGCACGUCUGAUACCGAAUUUAAAUUAAUAUUAGAACAAAUAGAGAACUGCAAGGAAACGGUCGGAAACACAUCGGUAUUAGAAGUUAGUCGGCUUAUUAAAAAAUUAAAAGCAAAAAAAUCCACCGGAGAUGAUAAUAUAUAUCAAACUUCAUGUUAA